Mycotypha africana is the source of this 1113-nucleotide messenger RNA. RefSeq lists its product as uncharacterized. NCBI's taxonomy places the organism in Eukaryota, Fungi, Mucoromycota, Mucoromycetes, Mucorales, Mycotyphaceae. The transcript is spliced from 5 exons. Bases 1 to 1113 code for a protein of 370 amino acids. The record is from RefSeq and is a predicted model, not a curated record.
AUGAGAAUGGAACAACACGAAGCAUCCUCUCCAACACUUCCCCUCGAACCAGCUUGUACACUCAUCUUUCUCACUUUUAAUCUAGCAUGCUUUAUGUGGCAGGCAUUGACAGCUGCCUCCAUGUACAGAAAGUCACGAAAGCCUAUUGUAGGCUUAGUUUGCGCUCAGGCCAAUUUAGGCAUCGCUGUUACCAUUGUCAGUAUCGUUACGUCGGUCAAAGAAAUUGACUGUAUGUUUCGGUUAUUGUUCUCGGUGCUGGGAGUCAAUUUGGCAGACAUGGCAUUACAAUUUGUAUUGUUGUGGAAAGCUUUCUUGGGGAAUAAUCGAUCCAAGGUGAUCCUCAUUCUAGGCUGUAUACCCAUCUGUUCGCUCGCCAUCUUUAUCAUUAUCAAUUUUACAUUUGGAAGAUCAGCUACAAACUAUGCUGGAGGGUUCUGCGCCACGGUUUAUCCCACACAUAUUGUUAUUGCGAAAUCCAUCAUUGAUUGUACGGCGAAUUUAUUCUUGUCGGGCUGUUUUAUUUUUGUCAUCUAUCGACAUUAUCGUAUCCUUGGUAAUAGUAUCCAAAAGACGUUGCUGAAAGAAGGAUUGACUUAUCUGUUUGGUGUAUGUAUAUCGAAUAUUGUGACAGGCACCCUACUAGCGUGCCAUAUAUUCCAGGGCAACACACCUAUUUUGUAUACGGCUGACUGGUGUCUUGCCUCUUAUUUGAUUGUUAAACAAUUGCAACGCAAAAAGAGCGACGAUGUUGAAAAUGAUGAGAGUACGAAAUGCACAAAAGACGCGUCGCCUUCAAAAGGAGAAGAAGAAGAAGACGAAGAAGAAGAAGAAGAUGAAGAUGAUGAUGACGAAGACAGAUAUGAUGAUGAAGACAAAGAUGUGUGUAUGAAAUAUAGAGAAAACGGAACCUAUAACGGUGAUGAUGAUCUGGAAAAGAAUAAGAGUCGACGAAAACGAAAUUCAGAAGCUUACUAUUCCAAGGGCAGUACGUUGGUGGCUGCAUCACCUUCGACACUGACGACAAGAUAUUCAAGCACGGUAGAUGAAGAAAAGCAAACUUACUAUCAUUAUCCACACCUACCUGAUAGCAUAACAAUAAGCAUGAAACAGUGA